Messenger RNA from Thecamonas trahens ATCC 50062, 2312 nucleotides. RefSeq lists its product as uncharacterized. The coding region runs from base 21 to 2246 and encodes 741 amino acids. NCBI's taxonomy places the organism in Eukaryota, Apusomonadida, Apusomonadidae. The record is from RefSeq and is a predicted model, not a curated record. The transcript has 2 exons.
UGUCGUCGUCCUUCGACAAAAUGUCAAAGACAGCAGCAUCGUGCCGUCACCUUGGUUGCGAGGUGAAGCACAGCCGGGGAGGACGACGGGGUGGGCAGUGUACCAGCCACCUCAACGAGCCGUUCAAUCCCAAAUGCCCUGCCUGUACCGCUGCACUUGCCGCAGGUACUCGUCGACUCGACGACUCUACUGGUCGUCGUCUGCUACGCUCUGUCUCCCAAAGCGAGUACGCGUGCCAGCAGAGCCGCUGCUCAUACACGGCGGCCGAUCAGAUUGAGGGCACGUACGAGGAGCGGAUAGCGGCACUUAGAGCGCACGAGGCGCGCGAGCAUGCGAGCGGGAGCGCCGAUGCCGAUGAUGAUGAGGCGGCGGCGUCGAGUGGAAAGACUGCCAGGUCGCAGAGCAAUGGCACGGGCGCGCCAGCAGGAGACAGCUCGACCGACUCGGCGGGGCGGGCUGGGCUCUGCUCGCACACGGGGUGCGAGUGGCGGUCGACGGCGGCGACGCCGCGGGACCGGCGCAAGUCGGCGCGCAAACACCGACAUUGCGUGGCGGUCCAUCUCGAGCACAUCGACUCGGGCGAGUCGGGCGAGUGCUCGUUCUGCGCCAAGCUGACAGCGUCAGGCGAGUGGGGCGCGUCCGACAUUGCGCGGGCGCGUUCGGCACCAAGGCGCGGAUCGGCGUCGCGGAGCGCAUCACGAAGCGCGUCGCGCGGCAGCGGGCGCGGGCGCAACGGCGCGAGCGCGGCCCGUUCUCGUGUCUCCAUUGUUCCGCCACAGGCGAUGACCGGCAGCCCCGAGCGUGGAUCGAGCGGCGACCUGACCGCGUUUUCGGCGCCGGUCACGCCACCGUCGAGCUCGGGCCCGAACGGCCCGGCGAUUCCGACGUCGAACCUGCUCAAGGAGCAUCUGCGGCGGAUGGGCAACGCGGUGCCGCGGCCGGAGGCUGCCGGGCUUCAGGUCGACAGCACAACCAAGCGGGUGUCAACGACGCGGCGGCUCAACGAGUGCCCACACGAGGGGUGCACCUGGCGGCCACUCAUUCUCUCGUCGUCGCCUCUGUAUGACGACGCCAUGGCGAACCACGCGAGGUCGGCGGCGGCGCACAAGGAGCACGUGCACUCGACUGGGAUCGGGUGUGCGGCGUGCCUCUUCCUGCUACAGUCGGGAGUGUGGUCGGCGGACGCGGUGUACGGGCAGGCGUGGGAGGUGGAGCAGGUGACACUCCCGCAGUUCCUCCCGUCGCCGACAGUGAUGACGACGCGGUCGUCGAACGACAACACGCCGCCGGUGCUGGCCAAGCCCGCUGCUGGCGUAGGGUUCAGCCAGCCGCACAUUGGCGGCCUCCCGCUGCCACAGCACGCGCCGUCGAAGCGGCCACGCGCCGCCGCUGCCGAGCUCAAGCGGCGAGCACUCAAAGACGAGCAAGACUACACCCGCGACGUGCGGCUGAUCAAGGCCGGCGACUCGGUGCUCUCGGCCAAGCUGCCGUAUGGCGGCGAGACCGAGGCGCUGCUCCAGGUGCUGCGGCCGUCGGAGCGGCCGACUGACACGGUGCCGUACCCUUUCUCGCUGCGGCAAAGGGAGGUGGCGGCCCGCCGCAAGAAACGAUCGGCGCCGCCAGCCUUUGAGGCCGUCGCCUACACCCGUAACUUCCUGUCGUCAGAAGAAGUGACGACGCACAUGACCAAGUUCUCUACCCAGCUCAAGAACAUGCUACGCGACGACCUCGCGUCGCACACCGAGUACUACAAGUCGCUCGGCGGGGCGGUCCUCGAUCUGGCACGGCAAGUGUAUGCACUCAAGGCCGAGCUGCGGUCGACGUGGAACUCGCGCUACCACCUCGACUAUGCCGACGAGCAGGCCGAGCGCUCCCGCCGCAAGCGCGAACGCGAGCGCGAAGACCGCUUGGAGGCCGCGUCGGCGGCAGCAUCGAAACGGGCGCGGCUGCUGAACGGGAACGCGGCGCCGGGCGUGGGCGGAACUGCUCCCAGCACGGCAAGCGGGACAGCUGCGACCGCGCCGGCCGCUGCCUCCAAUCCCCACCACGCUGUCCACAAGGCCAUGGUCUCGUCUGUCCUCACCCGAAAGCGGCGGUCCAAGUUCUGGUCCAAGUUUACAGUCUCUGUCCUCAAUGGCAUUGUCGGGCAGCUCGAGCACUGCGACGGCGCCGCCGAGGCGUACGCACGGUUCGAAAAGAACGGUGGCUUUGACAUUCGCCGCUAUGCCAGCGACGACGCGCUCUAGCGAGCGCUCGCGACCGCGUUCACGGGCUCGUGACGCUGGGCUUAAAUUGCAUCGGACGGCCGUAGA